AGUGCAGAGUGGAUAUGGCGGUUACAUGGACUUCCGUCACUUCUCCUUCCCCUCCGCCUUCUCCUCCUCGGAGUUUCUUCAGCGAGAGCCGACCUUCGCCGUUACCUCUCUUUCGCUUUAAGCCAUGCAGCUGUCGAUGCUCUUCUGACUCGCUCGAACAGACACUCUCUCCGAUUCACCAUACCUUCUCUCUCAUACAAGACUCUGCUGUAAUCGCUUGCCUUCGCGCCAAUAGAUCUGGCAAUGGAAGCUGCGCGUGCUGCUCUCGCUGGUGGCAUCUCCGUUAUGGAGAUAGUAAGGUCAACACCAUGUGUGUUUGAGGUUUUACAGUGUCUUGUGCAAGAAUAUCCUACAAAUGCCUUUGGUGUAAUGGUCUUCCUAGGAGCCCACACUGGAUGAGGAUCAGGAUUUCAUAACAUGUUUCUGUCUGAAAUGAAGCUGCUAAUUAAUGAUUCUUGCAGGUUGGGACUGUUUUAAAUUCACGGGAUGCAAGAAGAGCAAUAGAUUCUGGAGCCAAGUUUCUUAUGAGUCCUGUUACAGUUAAGGACAUCAUGAAGGAUGCUCAAGACAGUGAUGUUUUGUAUAUCCCUGGUGCAAUGACCCCAACUGAAAUAUUUUCUGCCUAUGAAACUGGUGCAAAGAUGGUCAAGAUUUAUCCUGUUUCUGCCUUAGGUGGUAUCCGCUACAUCUCAGCACUUAAGAAGCCUUUCCCUCACAUUCCAAUGGUUGCUUCUCAAGGCGUAACAAUAGAUUCAAUACAGGACUAUGUUGCCCAGGGAGCAAUAGCAGUUGUUUUAUCAGAUUCCAUAUUCAAUAAACAGGCAAUGGCUGAAAAUAACUUCAAUGUUAUACAUGAACUUGCCCAAUCUGCUACUUCCCAGGGCAGAAAAGCAGUAGGAAGAACUUCUGUCGACUCUAGAAGCCAAAAGUCCACCCAGAAAUGUUUGAGAUGAUGCAACCAAAGCUGUAAAUUGGCAAUUUAAAAUUUGAACGGGUCAUUUUUAAGAGAAAAAGUUUUCAACGAAGAGCUUUAUAGCAAUCCCAACGGUGGUUCUUACCAGUGAUGGUAGAGUGGAGGAACUGUUGGAGCUCCAUGAGUUGAAGCUGGUCAAGUCGCAGAUGCUAUCCUACCUAUGGAUUCAGAGUUUGCAUUACGUCAAGCUCUAAGGUUCAUAUCUGCUUCUUUCAAAGAUUUCAUUUUAUUCUCCAUUCAUGAGAAGGGGCAGGAAGUGGUGUUUACAAAACAAAAAGAAGAAGAAGAAGAAGAAGUUAUUGUGUUAUAAUUUGGUUUGAGUAUUUCAUUUAUGAGUUUUUCAUUAAGGUAUAAGUUAAGAGAGUUUUAAAUAUAUUUUUUAUGCAUUA
This is a messenger RNA of Rubroshorea leprosula, 1362 nucleotides long. NCBI's taxonomy places the organism in Eukaryota, Viridiplantae, Streptophyta, Magnoliopsida, Malvales, Dipterocarpaceae. The record is from the annotation of a GenBank genome assembly.